UAUACAAAUAUUCGCAAUUAUACAGCGUGCGACAACGUGGCAGCGCAGAAAACAACUUUUUCUAGUGAAACCCUAUGUUACCUUUACAAUAUGACCUAGUUUGUUCUAUCGUUGGGACAUUCUAUGCUAGAUGAUUCAAUGUGGAAAUAGGAAUAUGAAACGGAUGAUAGAAUUACCAAAAAAGGAGUAAACAGGUCAAAUCCGAAUGAAUUUUCAACAUUUUCGAAACGGUUCCAAGACGAAUUUUCCAAUUAAUGCCGACUUUGAGUGGGCGGUCUGCUUGCCUGAUAAGCAUGCUUUAAACCGCUCUUUGUCCCCCGUCUCGAAUCUUUUAUACGUGACGGCUUUAAUUAUCGCAUUUCAUUUAAAUGUGUUGGCAAGUGAUAAGUAGCCGGCGUUGUUCUCUAUAAGGCUACUAAAAUGCCAAAUGCUGCACUGCUUUAUAUGAUUUUGUGCGAAUUUCUAUGCUUUGUAAAUGGGCUGCAAUGCAUGGACCCAACCAACAACCCUGUAGACUGGUAUGUGAUAUACAAGUUGCCAAAGCAGCGCUCGCAUAGUAACCCGUUGGUCAGGGAAGGCCUGGGUUUUAUGUACAUGACCUCAAGUGGCGAGGACCAAUGGAGAUUGUCGGAAGUAGAUAUUAAUGAUACCAGGUCUAUGGUGGCUCACACCCUAAGCUCUCGAUGGCAGAAUUAUUUUUACCUACUCUAUAACGACCAGCCGCCGUAUGGGGAUGCGUCAGAGCUCAAAGGCCACACGAAAGGGGUUGUAAUGGCAAAUGCCAGUGGGGGAUUUUGGCUUAUUCAUUCAGUGCCCCAUUUUCCUCUCAGUUUGGAGCAAUAUGCCUAUCCGAAGAGUGGCACUCACUUUGGGCAAAGUUUUCUUUGUGUCAGCCUGGGUCUGGAGGCACUUAACAGCGUAGGGCUGCAGUUGCUGUACAAUGAGCCCCACAUUUACGCGCAAAACGUCCCAACAGACCUAAAGGAGCGGUUGGCCGUACUUUCCAGAGCCGCCAACAAUGAAACGAUACAAUCUGCCCCUUGGUAUCACGUACAAAACAUUACUUCGUCGGCAGGGCUCAAGUUCAUAUCCUUUGCAAAAGCGCGGAAGUUCAACAAGGAUUUGUACGCUGAUCUGGUCAGUCCUGCUUUAAGGAGCAAUUUAUAUGUUGAAACCUGGCCCAAUGAGCCUCAUCGGUUGCCCUCCAAUUGCCAACAUAAGUUUCAAGUGGAUAACAUUAUGUCUAUAUCAUCGCAGCACCCGGCGGUGUCAUUCAGUGCAACGGUGGAUCACUCCAAGUGGGCCGUCUCGUCUCCUAAGGACUUAUCGAAGUGGGUUUGCAUUGGGGACAUAAAUAGGGCGCAGUCACAAACUACGAGAGGCGGGGGCACUACCUGCUUAAACAGCAGCUUAGUAGCCGGUAGAUAUUUGGGAAUUGUUGCCAAAGUGCAAACGUGCAGUAAGCCAAUCAACAAUGCUUUAUUCAAGGAUGAAAUAAAUGCCGUUGGAGAAAAAAUCUGAAGGCCAAUCGACAACUUCGUGAUCCCUUGACCGUUACUGGCACUUAUUUAGCACUCCAGGUAGCUUCAUGUAAUUUUUAUAUAAUAAACUAUCUACGAUCGCGCCUACCGGGA
Dendroctonus ponderosae (mountain pine beetle) is the source of this 1634-nucleotide messenger RNA. Its product is annotated as plancitoxin-1. NCBI's taxonomy places the organism in Eukaryota, Metazoa, Arthropoda, Insecta, Coleoptera, Curculionidae. The transcript has 5 exons. Gene Ontology annotation, biological process: apoptotic DNA fragmentation. Bases 421 to 1521 code for a protein of 366 amino acids. The record is from RefSeq and is a predicted model, not a curated record. Gene Ontology annotation, molecular function: deoxyribonuclease II activity.